UGUUGAAAAUAAUUUUGAUGGGGUUGCCAUUUUCACCCUACAUAAAACCCCAGUCAUUAGGAAAGGAAUAACUCACGAAGAGUGUAUGUGUGAGUGCUAAACACAAGAGGAAAAAUUACUAGAGUAAAAUGGCAGAUCCAGCAGUGAUAGGCAGCGGAUCUUUAAACUCCGGAAACCGCUCGGGGGGCAGUAAGGCGAGCACGAGUCCUUUGGAGAACUAUCAGCUGGCUCGGCGGCGCACGCUGCAGGUGGUGGUCAGCUCGCUGCUGACAGAGUGCGGCUUUGAGAGCGCUGAGAAAGCCGCGGUGGAGACGCUCACUGAGAUGAUGCAGAGCUAUAUAACUGAGGUCGGACGUUGUGCGAAAGCAAACUGUGAGCACACAGCAAGAAGCACCCCUACCCUCUCUGACGUUGUAAUCACACUUGUUGAAAUGGGUUUUAAUGUGGAUACUCUUCCGGUGUAUGCCAAAAGAUCACAGAGGAUGGUCAUAACUGCACCUCCAGUAACAAAUGUUCCUGUUGUCCCAAAAUCCCUCACGGCCGGACAGAAGCGUAUUCAUCCACCACACAUUCCCAGCCACUUCCCUGAGUUCCCAGAUCCUCACACUUACAUCAAAACACCAACCUUUCGGGAGCCAGUGUCAGAUUACCAGGUAGUGAGAGAGAAGGCAGCCUCACAGAGGAGAGAUGUGGAACGUGCUCUCACACGCUUUAUGGCCAAGACUGGAGAGACGCAGAGCCUUUUUAAGGACGACAUCACUGCGUUCCCUUUGAUCGCUGCACAGCCAAGCUCUAUCCCUUAUCUGAGUGCCCUGCUGCCCUCUGAACUAGAGCUACAGUCACUAGAGGAGACUGAUUCAUCUGAGCAAGAUGACCAGACCGACACUGAGAACAACGGCAGCAACAUGAUUCAGGAAGACUCGGGGGCAGAUAAGGAGAAUGCAGUGCUGCCACCUGGUGGAAUUGUGGCUUCAGGGAAGGCCAACGAGGAAAAUAUGAUUGACAAUCCAUAUCUACGGCCAGUCAAAAAGCCCAAAGUGAGAAGGAAAAAAUGAGAAUAAAUCUGUUGAAUCAUCUGCUUGUAAAUCUGCCAGUUAUGAUGAAUAAGGACUUAUUAGCACUUGCUAAUCACAUUGUGCCAUUGGAAGUUUUGAGGAACAUCUGAGGAUCCAGAAACAACUGCAGUAUGGAAAGUGUCUCCAAAGAGUGAUCCAGCUUUUGGUCCACAAGUUACUGGUAUUUGAUUCUUAUGGGAAGACAGAACUGUUCUAUGAAUGUCAAACAUAUUAGAAGAAAUGUACUUGGGCAUGUUUCAUAAAUAGUAACACAUUUCAAUCUUGAAAAUGAUUGUAGUUUUUUUUUCUUUUUCUUUUUUUUUUUUCAGUUUCCAAAACAUCAGGCAUGUGACAUUCUCUUCUGUUUUGGUUUCGAUGUGUAUGUGUUGCUCAUUUAUGAAUGAUGGUAAUAAAUGUAUUUUUUAUUGCUUGGUUUUAAGGCAUUGUUACAAAAGGACAAAUUAAUCCAGCACAUGGGGAUAAUGUGAACAUAUUUCCAUAAGUAAUGUGUGCCAAGAACUCCUGUUACUGGACUAAUAUUUUAUAUUACUCAUGAAAUCAAUGUAACUUAACCUCAAAAAUAUGGUUUUAAAUUGGUUAUACUUUACAUUAUGAAAUGAAACCAGGAAACAAGUGUGUAAAAUUGCUGUUUAAAGCCACAUAUUGUUUAUCUUGACAUCCUUAUAUGGUUUUAUAGCAAUGCACAGCACAUGUAUGCAGGGUUGGGAGGGUUACUUUUGAAAUGUAUUCCAUUACAGAAUACAUGCUGUAAAAUGUAAUUUGUAACGUAUUCCGUUAGAUUACUCAAGGUCAGUAAUGUAUUCUAAAUACUUUGGAUUACUUCUUCAGCACUGGUAGAUUUUUUCAGUUGUUUUGAAUAUAAAAACUCUGCCAGUACAGUAAGACAAAAUACACAUGUUAAAAAUACAUUCUCUGAAAAACCAAAAUAUCUUAUGCAGUGUUGUUUCUCAAACAAGAUAAAGCGAACUGAUCUUGUUUUAAGGAUUUUUGAUAUUUUUACAGGAAAACAAUAAAAAAAUUAUCAAGAAUAUGAUUUUUGCCCUAAUAUCAAAGGUCUUACUAGAAAAAAAUACAUUAUGAUCUAGCGUGAAUUUCUUGAUAAAAAAAUAUGAUCGUGCCUGGUAACAUGCAUGUAAAAUGGCUAGAAAUAGCAUUUUAGCUUAGCGUAAAGCUGACAAUUUACACAAGGUUUAUUUCUAUUUCUUCUGCUCCAAACUUACUUCAAACUUACUUCUCUGUCUGCUCGUAUGAAUGUAACACAUCAUAAGAAAGUGUUUCACCGCUGUUCAAAUGCACUUUGGAUCGCAUCAUUUAUAUGUAUAAAUGUUUUUCAUCUGAAAGGACUAAAUAUUAAAUGAAACAAAUGACAAAUGUAAUAAAAAUAAUUUUUUUAUGUAA
This is a messenger RNA of Myxocyprinus asiaticus (Chinese sucker), 2474 nucleotides long. Its product is annotated as transcription initiation factor TFIID subunit 8-like. Gene Ontology annotation, biological process: transcription initiation at RNA polymerase II promoter. Bases 129 to 1055 code for a protein of 308 amino acids. The transcript has 8 exons. Gene Ontology annotation, molecular function: protein heterodimerization activity. Lineage: Eukaryota; Metazoa; Chordata; Actinopteri; Cypriniformes; Catostomidae. The record is from RefSeq and is a predicted model, not a curated record. Gene Ontology annotation, cellular component: transcription factor TFIID complex.